This is a messenger RNA of Mytilinidion resinicola, 1014 nucleotides long. RefSeq lists its product as uncharacterized. The transcript has a single exon. The coding region runs from base 1 to 1014 and encodes 337 amino acids. Lineage: Eukaryota; Fungi; Ascomycota; Dothideomycetes; Mytilinidiales; Mytilinidiaceae. The record is from RefSeq and is a predicted model, not a curated record.
AUGCCGCGCUCGAAUGAACGCCCCCGUUUGUUCACCUCCCUUCCUAAUCUGACCUCUGCUUACGGUAUUGGACUAGUUCCUCAAUACCGCCCGGACCGAGCUUCCCCCAGUUCCGCUGGGUCCUUGAGCGAUGAGGAAAUCGACCCCGGGAUAGUCUCUGGCUGGGAUGAAGAUGGCUCUGAGACUGACUUUAUUAACGAUAUCCUCCACGAGCUCCGCCAAGACGAAUCUGACACGGAAGUCCAGUACCCCGGUAGCAAUAUCAUCGCUGAACAUGACGGCGAGUCCCCACACAACUAUUUUGGCCCCGGUUUCGGCUGGACUAGCCAGUGGUCGCAACACCGCCAUUGCCGUGGUUGUGAACCUGCGAACGCGAACGCUUUCCGCAGAUGGCUGGACCAUAAGUAUCUCGACCUGGAACCCAAUUACCAAAAGAUGGUGAGGGACUCGGUGGGGCGGCGAGGGCAACGCCGGGCGCUUGCCAUCCAGUCGGGCAUGACUCAGCAACGAAAUGAACGAGAGCGUGUAGCGGAAGAGAUAGAGGCUGCGAACCGGCGCAAUCGUGAGCUGCAGCAAACCCUAGCUCGGAUUCAAUCAGAACUUCAAACUAUUCGGGCUCAGACUCAGGCUCGGGCUCGGGCUCAGGCUCAGGCUCAUGCUCAGGCCCAAUCUCAACAAGUCCCAAUCCCGGCAGGUCCACAGAACCAGACAGAUAUUCAGUUACAGAUGUUAACAAUUCCUCCACUUCCCACGUUCGAACAUCCCUGGACGCCGGUUCUUGCCAUGCCAGAGCCGGGCGAAGUGUCGGCAAAUCCACGACAAGUCACACGACUUCCCAGCAUCCAUACGCUUUUGUUCCCUCCACUUCCCACGAUGGCCCCCUCAAUGCGGGUUUCUGCCAUUCCAGAACUAGGCCCAACACUUCGCCCUAGCCUGGAGAAUCCACUAGCGGUCACUCAAUCCCCCGGCAUUGGCGAGCUUUCGGAGCAAGUUGAGCCUUCCCCGCAUUCGUGA